UGUCCUGGUGGGGCAACAAUUCGAGGACGGACCAACGCUAUCCAAACAUCCGGCAACAACACUGGUAUUAAAAUGUGAAGAUUAUUACUUUAUUUAUCUUGAGUGAACGUUCGUCAUUGUAAAUAUAUCAGUCGAUGUUUUAUUCAUAGUAACUGUGACGAAGUGAACACAUGUCGGGAAAAGGACAUUCUGCGACGGGAUCUGAUCGGUUUGAAUACCUGCAGACGCUUGUCACUGAGUUUCAGGACACCGACAGUGAUGAGGCAAAAGAGCAAGUGCUGGCCAACUUGGCCAACUUCGCCUAUGAUCCGAGGAACCUGGAGGACCUGAGAACCCUUCAGGUUACUGAUCUCUUCUUGGACAUGCUCACAGAGGAAAAUGAGAACUUUGUGGAGUUUGGGAUAGGGGGUCUAUGUAACCUGAGUAUGGAUCGGGAAUGCCGUGACCAGAUCCUGCAGAGCGAAGCAAUCCCCUUGGUUACGGGAUGCCUGUCCAGCCGCCGGGAGGAGACGGUGCUAUCUGCCAUCACCACACUCAUGAAUCUCACCACCGCUGCAUCACGCACCCAAACCACCGACACCGCAGUGCUACAGUGCAUGCUGCGUUUUUCCAUCUCCCAGAGCCCACGCCUGCAUAACCUGGCCUCUGUGUUCCUCCAGGACUGCUGCACUGAGGAGCAGGUGGCCAGGGCAGAGGCACAGAUGCAGGGACACCAUCCUACAGCACUGGGGAUCCCCUUGCCUAAGGACUAGGCUAGUCUGGAGACAUGAUCGCUAGAUCUGAUGUCUGAUCUCUGAGAAAUUAACAGAGAAUCACAUACACCGAGUGUACAAAACAUUAAGAACACCUGCUCUUUCCAUGGCAUAUACUGACCAAGUGAAAGCUAUGAUCCCUUAUUGAUGUCAAUUGUUAAGUCCACUUCAGUCAGUGUAGAUGAAGGGGAGGAGACGGGUUAAAGAAUGAUUUUUAAUCCAUGAGACAAUUGAGACAUGGAUUGUGUGCCAUUGAGGGUGAAUGGGCAAGGCAAAAUAUUUUAGUGGCUUUGAAUGAGUUAUGGUAAGAUGCCAGGUGCACCGGUUUGUGUCAAGAACGGCAACGCUGAUCGAUUCACACUCAACCGUUUCCUGUGUGUAUCAAGAAUGAUCCACCACCCAAAGGAUAUCCAGCCAACUUGACACAACUGUGGGAAGAAUGAGUCAACAUGGGCCAGCAUCCCUGUGGAAAGCUUUCAACACCUUGUAGAGUUCAUGCCUUGACAAAUUGAGGCUGUUCUGAGGGAAAAACACCUUAACUCAAUAUUAGGAAGGUGUUCUUAGUGUUUUGUACACAAUGACUCGCGAUGGAGGACUUUGUAACAAACAUACUUUCCAAUUUAAAAUUGCUUUACACUUCAGUGCCACAUGAGGGAGACAACACCACUGCUAUGCUUAGCUGUUGAACAAUGUGAUGUUAACUGGCUCGGUUGCUCUUAGCUAUUGACAGUAUGGGCUUAAGACUCAGUUGACUCUCAACUCACUUCAUCCCAGUUAGUUAUUGCCGAUUUAGAGAUGACAUAAGCUCUUAUGUCCCCUUUGACUGAAGUUACUCAGCACAUUAAAAGGGAUUGGCAAGAGAAAGUCACUGCAAAGAAUCACUGAUCUCCAAAUCCCUCUGGAACGUGGGGGUUCUUUCAUUAUUAUUAUUAUUAUUAUUAUAUUAAUAUCACAGAUGCUGCAGCGUCACAAGGAUGGAAUCUGGUUUGGUCUGGUGGGCCACAUCCCAGCUGUGGUGGAGAAAAAUGUGGUGUUGGGCUGGUCAUUCACAUUCCAGAGGAUCAGUAGCAUAGCUAAUCUUGAGUUGGAAUACAUUGGGAUUCGGAGAUCAGUGAUUCUGUGCAGUGCCUUGCUCAGGCGUAUUCCGCCAAAUCUCCUGCAGUCAUGUCUGCGACCCAUUACUAUGCUAUCCAGUGACAUCUUGACAUAUGGUCCCAAUAAAGUCUCUGCAUUCAGUAAACUCUUUUUCAUCAAAUUCAAUGCAUU
Molecule: messenger RNA, 2018 nt
Organism: Oncorhynchus gorbuscha (pink salmon)
Lineage: Eukaryota; Metazoa; Chordata; Actinopteri; Salmoniformes; Salmonidae
Gene: armc7
Product: armadillo repeat containing 7
Exons: 3
Coding region: 171-752 (193 amino acids)
Source: RefSeq, a predicted model, not a curated record